This is a messenger RNA of Parasteatoda tepidariorum (common house spider), 789 nucleotides long. RefSeq lists its product as uncharacterized. Gene Ontology annotation, molecular function: nucleic acid binding. The record is from RefSeq and is a predicted model, not a curated record. Gene Ontology annotation, biological process: DNA integration. Lineage: Eukaryota; Metazoa; Arthropoda; Arachnida; Araneae; Theridiidae.
AUGUCUACUUCAACUUUUCUGCUCGCAUUCAGAAGAUUUCUCUCUAGAAGAGGUGGUUGUCAUACAAUCUACUCCGACAACGCCAAGACUUUUAAAUGUACCGAUAAAGAGCUUCAUAGACUAUUUGAUAUUUUGGAAAAUUCAGAAUUUAAAAACUUUCUUGCUGCUAAAAGAAUAUCCUGGAAAUUCAUCGUCCAACUUGCCCCUUGGUGGGGAGGAUUUUAUGAAAGAUUGGUAAAAAGUGUCAAAGAGCCUCUAAAGAAAAUACUUCGAAAAGCUCUUUUAAAUUUUGAAGAGAUGACCACUAUAUUGACUAAAAUCGAAACCAUCGUUAAUCUUCGACCCUUGUCCUACGUCACUGACGAAAUUGGUGAACCGGAAAUUCUUACCCCAUCACAAUUUUUAACCCCUGGUAAAGAAAAGGCAGAGUAUCCAGCCCAUUUCAUAGAAACCAUCCAUAGAGAAUCCACCAAAAAGAUUCUUAUAAAAAGAAAAGAAUACCAAGCUACAUUAUUGGCUAAUUUAUGGAAGCGCUGGGGGGAGCGCUAUUUGUUUAAUUUGAGAUCUGCAUACAAUUUUACUUCUCCUAACCUAACAAAAUGUUUGAAAGUGGGAGAUGUGGUUUUGAUGAAGGGCACCACAAAAUCAAAACUAUUAUGGGACAUAGGUAUUAUAACAAAAGUAUUUCAAGGGCGUGAUGGACUUGUAAGAUCUUGCCUUAUUCGCAAAUUCAACGGCGAAUAUAAACGCCCAGUACAACUUAUUUAUCCUUUAGAACUCAAUGACUGA